Molecule: messenger RNA, 534 nt
Organism: Paramuricea clavata
Lineage: Eukaryota; Metazoa; Cnidaria; Anthozoa; Malacalcyonacea; Plexauridae
Source: the annotation of a GenBank genome assembly
AUGAAAGCUAUAUACACCUUACCUGUGUAUUUAUUUCUAUUGGUUAUAUACAGAACCAAGGCACAUGAUAUUUCGAAAAGAGCAACAGCUAACAACGACCUUUAUGUACUUGCCGAGCGCGACGGCGGUUGUGUUUCAGUCGACAGUAUCGAGCCUUGCCCAGUGACUUGGAAACUUAGUGCGAUUGCAGCGAAAUUUUAUAACCAACAGACAAGACUGACAAAUCUUUCGUUAAACGAACUGGGGGUAUUAUCGGCCAGCGAUGAAUGUAAGGACGCGUUCAAGACAACAAUGUGUGGCCAGGCCGCGCCUAAAUGUUCGGCAGAUGGUAGUCAAGACUAUAAUGCUUAUGGGGAUGUGGCAACGGCGUGCGCAAAGAUCUACUCCGAAUGUCCAAAGAACGUGUCUGAACAAUUCAAAUCACAUAGGUUAUGUGAUAAGGUGUUCUCGGGAAAGAUAGCAAAGCCAACAUGCGUAACACCGCCUAAGAUUGAGGGAAGCUGCCCGCAACCGAAAUACAAGGUUUGUGAAUAA